AUGCUGUCUCAGUUGCAAAAUUCCCCAUCUACCCCAAUUCUCCUCAAUCGAGUCAUUUCUGCAAUAAUGACGCUGCUUCCUGCUCCCCGCCAGCCUUCUAACAUCGACAAGACCAUUCAGGUCCCCGCAUAUCGAACCUCACCAGGCGAUCUGGUCGACCUCGCCAUCGAAAGUAGUAUCCUACGUAUAGUCAAACGCUCAGCUGUUGGCGGAGAUGAUCCAUUCUUCGUGGCCGAUCUGGGUCAGAUCGUUCGACAACAUCGACGCUGGAUCCAGAACAUGCCUGGAAUCCGACCUUUCUAUGCGGUCAAAUGCAAUUGCGAUCCCACAUUUCUCAAGGUCCUUGCAGAUCUCGGUACAGGAUUUGAUUGUGCAUCCAUCGAGGAGAUGCGCGCAGUGCUCAAUCUCGGGGUAGAUCCGGCCCGGAUCUUGUUCGCGAAUCCAUGCAAGGCCCCUGCUGCUGUAGCCUUUGCAAGAGAAGUCGGCGUCUUACGGACGACAUUCGAUAAUAUCGAUGAAUUGGACACUAUCAAGGCUCACAUGCCAGAGGCUCAGCUCUUACUCCGUAUAUAUGCCAAUGAUGAGGGCGCCUUCAUCUGCCUAGGAGAAAAGUUUGGUGCACACCUCGAUACAACCGAAGAGCUGCUCUCACGGGCGUGGGAGCUUGGUUUGAAUGUUGUUGGUGUUAGUUUUCAUGUUGGAACCGGCGCUACUAACCCAGCAUCAUUUUGCAAUGCCAUCAAAGAUGCACGUUCGGUUUUUCUCCAGGCUGAACGACUAGGAUUCCACCCCAGGAUCCUUGAUAUUGGGGGUGGUUUCCAGGACGACUGUUUCGAGUCGAUGGCUCCAUUAAUCCGGGAUUCCAUCCGUUCCGAGUUCCCAGCAAAUACCACAAUAAUCGCAGAGCCUGGACGGUUCUAUGCGCGCAGCGUGUAUACCCUGGUGUGUCGUGUCAUUUCACGUCGGCGCCAACUUGGGAGCGCAGCGGCAUCUGGUAUUCCAGACAUGCUUUAUCAAAAUGAUGGGGUGUAUGGAAAUUUCAUGAAUGUAAUCAUGGAGAAAGAGAUCAUGGUUCCGCACCUGUUAAGAUCCAAGAAAAGCAAAGCUGCGAUCUUGCCGAAACAUAGAGCGGCUGAAGUAAACGAGAAGGGGAACGAGGCGACAUCACCAUCAGCAGCUCACCGCUAUUCGAUUUGGGGACCGACUUGUGAUAGCACAGAUUGUGUGGUGCGUGAAGUCUCCUUGGAUAGUGAGGUUAAAGUUGGAGAUUGGUUCAAGUAUAAGAACAUGGGAGCUUACACAAGUACUACUGCCACUCAGUUCAAUGGAUUCAGCAGUGCGUGCGAUGUAAUCUACGUGAACAGCGAGGCAUUGCCGGAUAUCUAG
Penicillium salamii is the source of this 1386-nucleotide messenger RNA. Lineage: Eukaryota; Fungi; Ascomycota; Eurotiomycetes; Eurotiales; Aspergillaceae. The record is from the annotation of a GenBank genome assembly.